Molecule: messenger RNA, 1378 nt
Organism: Populus nigra (black poplar)
Lineage: Eukaryota; Viridiplantae; Streptophyta; Magnoliopsida; Malpighiales; Salicaceae
Product: dehydrogenase FPY6
Exons: 12
Coding region: 48-1127 (359 amino acids)
Biological process (GO): NADPH regeneration
Cellular component (GO): cytoplasm
Molecular function (GO): oxidoreductase activity; nucleotide binding
Source: RefSeq, a predicted model, not a curated record
UUAUAAUAUCACUCUCAUCAAGAACCCAUUUCCAAGAUUUUCAAGAAAUGGCAAACCAACUUCCCCAGAUAUCCGUUCUUGGAGCUGGCAUCUUUGUCAAGACUCAAUACAUUCCAAGACUAGCUGAGAUCUCUCAUCUUUUUGUUCUUAAAUCCAUCUGGAGUCGCUCUGAGGAAUCUGCAAGAGAAGCAGUGGAGGUAGCAAAGGAGCAUUUUCCUGGUGUGGAAUGCAAGUGGGGUGAUAAGGGUCUUGAUGAGAUCAUUCAAGAUGAGUCAAUUCUUGGUGUUGCUGUGGUUCUUGCUGCGCAAUAUCAGGUUGAUAUGUCACUAAAGCUACUAAAGGCAGGGAAGCAUGUCCUCCAAGAGAAACCAGCGGCAUCUUCUAUUAGUGAAAUAGAAACCAGCCUAUCAAGCUACAAAUCUAUCUGUGCAAAUUCACCUGGUUAUCCAAUUUGGGCUGUGGCAGAGAACUAUAGGUUUGAACCUGCACUUGUAGAGAGCAAGAAAUUAUUGGCUGAUAUUGGGAAAAUGAUGAGCGUCCAACUUAUAAUUGAAGCAUCAAUGAAUAGUGCAAACCCUUACUUCUCAAGCUCUUGGCGGCGGAAUUACACGGGGGGUUUCAUUCUAGAUAUGGGAGUGCACUUCAUUGCAGGACUGAGAAUGCUUGUUGGAUGUGAGGUGACGUCAGUGUCAGCUAUGACCUCUCAUGUGGAUACAACUUUGCCUCCACCUGAUAACAUAUCCUCAGUUUUUCACCUGGAGAAUGGAUGUUCUGGAGUUUUUGCAAUGGUUGUAUCCUCCAAAACACCCAAGAUAUUAUGGAGAAUUGUUGGCAUAAACGGAACAGUGGAAAUUGGGCGUGGAAACCAAGGUGGACAGCAUGGUUACACGAUUUCUUUUUAUGGAGCUGGUGGACACUGUAAAAGCAACUUCUACCCAUUUAGUGGAGUGACCGCUGAACUUAAGGCAUUUUUACAUGACAUUUCACAGGCCAACCUUAAGGGAAGUAGCUACGAAGUUGAGCCUCGACUCUCUUUUAUUGAAGGAGCCAGAGAUGUUGCAGUUUUAGACGCAAUGCUUGAAUCUGGAAACAAGAAUGGAGCACUAGUUCAGGUGAAAAAGUUUUAAGGACCAAUUUCAUCAUGUUUCACGCAGCUAAAAACACUUCUGAGACCUAGCAAACAGAAGGGUAGGGAAAGGAGAUAUUGUUGAAAAGCUAUGGAGAAAUUUACAAUUUUUAAGAUGAAUGUAUCCUUAUUAUGAUAAUACAUAUUUCUUAAGAAUAAUUAGUGCGUAUGUAGAGAGGGGAAAAUUGCAUGAGUGCUGUUUAAACUGAUGUAUUGAAUCAAAAUAAUGCUGCAGACUCGUUUACUUGUGUA